Closterium sp. Naga37s-1 is the source of this 573-nucleotide messenger RNA. NCBI's taxonomy places the organism in Eukaryota, Viridiplantae, Streptophyta, Zygnematophyceae, Desmidiales, Closteriaceae. The record is from the annotation of a GenBank genome assembly.
GCGCUUGUGAUGCAUCUCCGCGGGGCGGAGCAGAAGCGCGCCGAGCUGGAGCGCCACGUCAGCAUGCUGCAGAAACAGUUGGCGAAACAGCAGGGUCGUCGGUCGCACAAAGCGUCGACGGAUACCGCCGACGCGGAGGACGCGCAACCCGCUUCUCCUUCUGCGGACGGCGCUGGUGCUUAUAACGAAGCGGCGGCUGCGGCGGCGGCGGCUAAUAACGAGGCGGUGCGCGCGGAGCUGAUGGGCGCGGUGCAGGCGCAGGCGGAGGCGGUUGCGCGGCUGGACGCGGCGAUGGGCGCGCUGCAGGAGGAGGUGGCGGAAGGGCGCAACGCGUCGCUGCUGCUGCUGCUGGAGGCGGAAGAGAAGUACCAGAAGGCGAGCGGGGACGCGGAGGGCAUGGCGGAGGCGCAGCGCGCGCUGAGGGGCGCGGUGGAGGGCGUGCAGGGGGAGGUGCGCUCGCUGGGCGCGCGACAGGGGGAGGUGGCUGCGCUGACAGAGCAGGUCAAGUCCCUCCAAGCACUAGUAGUGUCGCUGCCACAGCAGCAGCAGCGGGCAGAAGGCGACAACACUUAA